Molecule: messenger RNA, 701 nt
Organism: Macrosiphum euphorbiae (potato aphid)
Lineage: Eukaryota; Metazoa; Arthropoda; Insecta; Hemiptera; Aphididae
Source: the annotation of a GenBank genome assembly
AUGAUCAAAAGUUAUAGAACAAAACGAAGAAAAAUUCAAAAUGACUUUUUGUUAUUAAACUGUAGUUAUGAUUCUGAUAUAUCUCUUAUUAAUAAUAAUAGUCAUAAAGUAAUCAAUCAACCUUUGGAAAUAAUUAAUUUAAUAGAACCAUUGAGUUCGUCAAUCUGCAGUAGUGAUAAAAUAAGUCUACAAUCACAUGCACCAGUUAUUAAUGAUAUUUUGUCUGACAGUUUAUUAUUUGAAGACAUAAACAAAUUUGUAGAACCUAAUAAGAAUCUUGAAAACAUGUCUGAAACUUUUACGGAUACACAAACUUGUAAUGAAGAUAAUAAACCAUUGAAUAUAAAACUUAAAAAUUGGGCAUUAGAAUGUAAUGAUCCACAUUCAACUCUUAACAAACUAUUAUAUAUUUUAAAUAAAGAAGAUGACCCAUCAUUGUUUCAAACAUUGCCUUUAGACAGCAGAACGUUAUUAAAUUCAGGUUGUUCAAAAACCACAAAUAUUAUAAAUAUUCAUCCAGGAACAUAUUACCAUUUUGGUUUAAGUGAAGGCAUUACAAGACAUUUAUUAAAAUUCAAACAUAAUGAUGAGGUUAAAGUUAUAAUUGGUGUUGAUGGUUUACCACUAUCAAAAAGUAGUGGUAGUCAAUUUUGGCCAAUAUUGGCCUACAUACAUCCUCAUUCUAAUAAUGUUUUUCCUGU